ACCUUAUUCCCCUUGUUGGCUCUUCGUAUGUUAACGCGACCGAUUUGUAACAAUGAGUAGAUCAGGUUCGAUGCACGUCCCACAGAAAGUUUUAUGGUCAACAGCAAUGACUUCCUGUCAGGCUACUCUGUCUCUACUCACCUUAUACGAAAAGGAAGACUAUGCAUUGGUCAAUUCCGCCCUUCAUUCCCUUCGACAACUUGUGGGUCUAGGUUCAAACUUUGAACAUAUGAAAGCUGUGCAAAAGACACACCAACCAACAACUGAGAAGAAGAAACCGCGAGAAAUGAAAGAUAGGACAUUUGAGCCGAACGAAAAUUGGCAUAUCGUUGAUCGCUCGGAGAUCCAUAUACCAAUAGGAGGAAGUGACUUCAUCACAGCUAAAGUCGUUGAUACUGCGGCACGUCUAGAAGCUAUCAUUCCAAUCUUAAACAACGCUAAAAAGAUUGCUCUCGAUUGCGAGUUUCUCGGCGAGAAGAACAAGACCCCUGAAGUAAAAUGCAUUCAAGUGGCUCCCUCAGACCGAAUUGGUUACAACAUUCUCGUCGAUCGCAUUGGCGUUGAUAUCGUUCGAGACCUUUUGGGUCGUAUAUUAACCUCACCAAAGGUCCACAGAAUCGGUUGGGCUUUCAAUACUGAUGCUAGUGCAAUGGAAAGGCUCUUUGAUGUCACCAUGGGCGGUGCCUUAGAUCUUCAAGCCAAACUGAGGGAUAUCGAAGGCGAAACUAUGAAUCUAGGUAGUGCUGUACACAAGUAUGCGAAAUCUUGGGCUGGCUAUCAAAGAUUUCUCGAAGCCAAAUCGCUUGCGGCAUCGUUUCAUUUUACGGGAAAGGAUUGUGUCUGGUUACAGUACCCUUUGGCGCCGGCUGCCUUGGUAUAUUCUGUAUUUGACGUGGUUAGCCUUUUUGCGCUGGAUGAAGCAACUACCUUACAUCUGACUCUAGAAAGCCAUUUCUGGCCCAGGUGCACCAUGUUGAAUCAAAAAGGCAAGGGCAAUAAAGGCUCUAAAAGUACAUCUUCUGCAGUGGCUGUGGUGGAUAGCAUGGAGGAGUUCGAGUUCGAUCCCCAAGACAAAGAAUUCCUUGAUUUUCCGCGAGAAAAACCCCCGUCAUCAAGCCAAGAAGACGUAAAUUACAUAGAUGACUUAAAUCUCGCUGUUCAGCUAUCACUUCGGGAGGCAGAAAAGGCAAAGACGACAGCUAAUAAACUUAAUGAGGUAGCGCCGACGGUGGGUGACCAUGAUACAAAACGUAAAAAUAAGAUGACACAUGAAGAGCGAAAAAAUAUUUCAAAAGCAGUAAAUCGCAAAGGACAGUCAAAAGCUGAUGCCAAGUUCAGUACACGCCAAACUCAAAAAGAAAUAGUCGAUAAAAAAGAGGAAGAGGAUGAUCAUGGAACGGUCACACAUUAUAACCUAUCCUCCUCUAGUGAUACCACAACAAAAGACGCUGCGACAUGGGACACGGACUCCAAGAAAGACGACAUGUUGGAAGAUAUGCAAGGUCUAAACGAAGAAGAAGAGAUUGAAAUGUGGAAAGGGUUUGCCAUGCAGCAGUGGAAGCGAGGAGAAGAUGUCACGGUGGAUGACACUAGUAGAGCCAGUCAAUGGCAAUCCCCGGCUCCUAGAUCAUCACCAAAGGAUUCGAAACAACUGGCAGGUGAGAGUAGGCCACCUCACGUUGCUGGUAGUCCUCGUCUGUCAACAAAUAAGCGAGAAAAGUUCCAAAAUGAUACGAAGAAAAGACAGAAACCGCAAAGCAAUGGAAGUCGUGACGAAGUUAGUUCUUCUGGUGAAUCAACUGAUCGAGUUACACCCGCUAAAGCUCGCAGCCCUGUAAUCAACAUGCAUCCUGUACUCCUUCAGAAGAGCCAAGCACUUUCAGAGGAUAAUUACGAAUCAGACAUGCCUCUCGAUGACGAUUCCUUACUACAUCUUCAUACUAUCAACUCACCUGAACGCUUGAAAAAUUUGAAGUUCGCCAAUGCCAACAAAGCAUUGACUUCCACCGUUGCCAUUCUUGGUCACUUCCAACAGACCUCAUCGAGAAAAAAGAAGUUGCAUGCAAUUCAGUUACUAACAGAGUCAGAUGAUGUCUAUACGAUUUUACUGGACAGUGCAGUUCCUAAUCCCAACGAUCUUCAAGGAUCGCUGCUCGAGUAUGUUCUCACCGCAUCCACCAUUCGUCGUGUAUCCUGGGAAUUUGAGGAAUUAGCAAACCACAUUGAAAGGCGACUCAUGAUUAGACCUGGAAGAACUCUUUGUUUAAAGCCGAGAAUGGUGGCCCUCAACCCCAACAUCACUCUACAGAAUGCCGUUAACUUCCUGUUAGGUCCAUGGAAGCAAAAGGACCUGUAUGAUAUAUUACACGGUGAAAAGGCUAACCUUAAGGGCGGAAAGUUUGUGGAUUACUGGGCAAAAGAUUUACCUCCAUAUCAAAUCAUCAAAGCUGGUGUAAUUGAAUGUAAGGCUAUUGAAGAUAUGUCUCGUGUGGAUAUGUUCAGCGACGGCAAAAUUUGCGACAGCGACUUUUGGGAUGGCAUGUCAAAAUAAAGUCUUUGUAUUGCACUCGCGGAUUUUUUUUUUUUUUUACACAUUCUGUUCAUUGUAUUUUGCUAUCCUUGUGAUUAAUUAUACGUAAGCAAUUGCCAUACUCCAUAAUGAUCGUGGGUGUCUGUAGGUCGCUUUGACAGCAGAAAUAAAAGAAAAUGGUUUGAAUCUUGU
Molecule: messenger RNA, 2722 nt
Organism: Umbelopsis ramanniana AG
Lineage: Eukaryota; Fungi; Mucoromycota; Umbelopsidomycetes; Umbelopsidales; Umbelopsidaceae
Exons: 1
Coding region: 53-2551 (832 amino acids)
Biological process (GO): nucleobase-containing compound metabolic process
Molecular function (GO): 3'-5' exonuclease activity; nucleic acid binding
Source: RefSeq, a predicted model, not a curated record